AUGACAAAAAGGAUUAGGAUUAAUUGGAAGCAAGAAGGAGUUGAAAAAACCUUUCUUGAAGCAUGUGUUCAUGAAAUAACCGUUAAUGGACGUGAAGGAAGCAGUUUUAAACAAGCGUCAUGGAAAACUGUAGCUGAAAAUUUGAAAACACAACAUAAUUUCAUAGUGGAACAACGUCAAAUGAAGAAUCACUAUGAUUUUCUAAAAGGAAAAUUUGCAGCUUGGUUAAAGCUUAAAAACAAAACCGGGAAUGUCUAUGAUCCAGUUACAAACAGUUUUAACUUGUCAGAAGAAGAGUGGCAAAUUGAGAUGAAGUCUAACAAGUAUGUAGAAGCUUUGAGAAGUGCGCCACUUGCUUUCCCCGAGCUUUGUUGUCAAUUGUAUGAGCGGUCUACUUCAAAUGGGUUUGAUAGUUGGGGGCCAAGUUCUACGCUUCCUCAUCCUUCUGGGGAUAUUUGUAUUUGGAUUUCGUAUGUUGUGUUAUUUUGUAUUUGGAUUUUCAUAUGUUUCCAUGGAAUUUAAAGGAUUGAUGUGUAAUUUGGAUUUUCUAUGGCGUUUUGUAUUUUUCUUUUACAAUUUUUCAUCAAUCUGUACACUAUUCAGAGCUCUUGCCAAACAGAUACAUUUCAUUCAGCACAUAAUAGUUCAGAGGGGUAAAAUAGUCAUUCUACACAGUCAUUCAGAGAUACAACCAAACAGCUCUUAA
Messenger RNA from Helianthus annuus (common sunflower), 706 nucleotides. RefSeq names its product L10-interacting MYB domain-containing protein-like. The transcript is spliced from 2 exons. Lineage: Eukaryota; Viridiplantae; Streptophyta; Magnoliopsida; Asterales; Asteraceae. Bases 1 to 522 code for a protein of 173 amino acids. The record is from RefSeq and is a predicted model, not a curated record.